Pelmatolapia mariae (spotted tilapia) is the source of this 4398-nucleotide messenger RNA. It is a transcript of the gene gpr161b, whose product is annotated as G protein-coupled receptor 161a. Gene Ontology annotation, biological process: G protein-coupled receptor signaling pathway. Gene Ontology annotation, cellular component: recycling endosome; plasma membrane. The record is from RefSeq and is a predicted model, not a curated record. Bases 247 to 1818 code for a protein of 523 amino acids. NCBI's taxonomy places the organism in Eukaryota, Metazoa, Chordata, Actinopteri, Cichliformes, Cichlidae. Gene Ontology annotation, molecular function: G protein-coupled receptor activity. The transcript is spliced from 6 exons.
CAUUGCAGCCGCAGCUGGCCGUUUGUGACUCGGCGGAGGAGAGAGACAUUACCAAAGUGAACAAUGUCGACUGGCUUUCAGGGAUUUCCCUGGCUCGGCUUUCUCUUCUGGGGCUGUGGUGUGGAAGCAGAGGAGUAAGAUGGACGUUUUAUCCCCGUCAAGAGUGAAAAUGUGGAGCCGCAGCGCUGAGCCUAAGCAGCAGUCCCCCACCAUUCCUUCACCAGUCCGGUGGCCCAGCUUCUCACCAUGAACACCAGCAGGAACUGUACCACAGUGGGGAAUGGCGAGGGUCUGGCUGCCCUGGAGUCAGUCUCCAUUGUGACCAUCACGCUGCUCGCCUGCCUGGGGAACUUUCUGAUUGUGGCGACCCUUUAUCGCAGGCCUUAUCUGCUCACACCCAGCAACAAGUUUGUGUUCAGCCUGACUCUGUCCAACCUGCUGCUGUCCGUGCUGGUGCUGCCGUUCGUAGCUGUGAGCUCAGCAAAGAGAGAGUGGAUGUUUGGGGUGGUGUGGUGCAACUUCACCGCCCUGCUCUAUCUCCUCAUCAGCUCUGCCAGCAUGCUCACCCUCGGAGCUAUUGCUAUCGACAGGUACUACGCCGUGCUCUACCCGAUGAUCUACCCCAUGAAGAUUACAGGCAACCGGGCGGUUGUCGUCAUCGCCUACGUGUGGUUUCACUCGUUGGUAGGCUGCCUGCCUCCUCUGUUCGGCUGGUCCUCCUUUGAGUUCGACUGCUUCAAGUGGACGUGCGUGGCGUCGUGGCACAGAGAGCCGAGCUACACGGCCUUCUGGGUCACCUGGUGCAUCCUCCCACCCUUCUUCGUUAUGCUGGCGUGUUAUGGUGUCAUUUUCCGCGUAGCCCGCAUGAAAGCCCGCAAAGUUCACUGCGGGACUGUUGUUGUGGCCCAGGAUGACUCCACUGGAGCCCAGAGGAACGGGCGUAAGAACUCGAGCACCUCGACUUCCUCUAAUGGAAGUCGGCGGAGCCUCGUGUACGCAGGGAGUCAGUGCAAGGCUUUGGUCACCAUCUUAGUGGUGAUUGGCACCUUCCUCAUGACCUGGGGGCCAUACGUUGGGGUGGUGGGCACUGAGGCCUUGUGGGGUCAGGGCAGCGUGUCUCAGUGGGUGGAGACUCUGGUAGCGUGGCUGUCUUUCUGCAGCGCGGUGUGCCACCCACUUAUCUACGGCCUGUGGAAUAAAACAGUGAGGAAGGAGCUGCUGGGGAUGUGCUUUGGAGAUCGGUACUACAGAGAGUCGUUUGCCACGCGCCAAAGGACGUCCCGCCUCUUCAGCAUUUCCAACAGAAUCACAGACUUGGGGAUGUCCCCACACCUGACUGCCAUGCUCGCAGGUGGAGGACAGCUGUUGGCCCCAGGAAGCAGCACAGGAGACACUGGCUUCAGUUUCACUCAGGACUCAUGCACAGAUGUGAUGCUGCUGGAUAACUUCUCCACAGAUGGCUCCUCCCUCGCGCAGCACCACGGGCCUCCGUCCGGGAAAAGGAGGAGCUCAGUCACCUUUGAAGACCAGGUGGAGCAUUCCAAAGCUGAAAACACAUCCUCAGUCCAGAUCCACGCAGAGGUGCACAAAUCUCUCGACAUGUUCGCCUCCUGCUUGGCGAAAGCCAUAGAGAGCGAUGCUAAGCUCACCCUGUUUGGGGAGAGUUCAGCUCUGUCGGCAGGACUCCUCACAGCGAGGGCCGCGCCGAGGCCCAGAUACCUGGAAGGCCAGAGACUGAGGCUGGAGAGUAUUGAUGAAGGGAUCGUUAAGGAUGACAGAGGUGAAGAAGAGCAGGAUGGGGAGGAGAAAGCCACCUGAACACAGCGGCAUUCCCACUCUUGACACUGUUACAGAGCUUUGUGGUACCGCUGAUGAAAUCUGCCCUCUUUACAUGUGGAUACUCCUUACUUGAAAUGAUUAGCGAACAGGAAGAGGCACGUUAUUCAUUCUACAAUGUUGGACCCAGUGCAUAGCAUCAAAUCUAAUAGGAAGCCUUAACUACUGUAACUUCAUUGGUCUGAUGAUUGUAUUAACUUCUGCUAUAGUAUAUAUUAUGUUAUUGUAUGUUUUUAAGCUUAAUAAGAAAAAUUGCCUCAGUGGGCAAAAUGAAAAAAAAAUGACAGCAUCUUUUGACAGAUUAGCUCUUUUCAGGUGGAAUUUCUCUCCUAACCUUGCACUCAGUAAAUCUCCACUACAGGUUUUCCACUAACUGUGGAGAAUUAGACUGUGAGGUACGUGUUUACUCAGCGCAGGACAACCUGCACCUUUGUCACUCUUACUGGUACAGGAUGAACUCCAGUAAUUUGGAUUUGCAUGGGAAAGAUUCCCAUGGUUACCACUUUGUGCCAGAUGUCAGAUCAUGUGACCACUUCAGAGGGUUGUGCUUCUGCAAAUCUGUCCCUGCAAGGCAUAAAAAAAAAAAAACUUUCCACUGAUAAUAAUAUCUGAGACAUGUGGGUUGAUGGUCAGGUGUGUGCAGGUAAAGGAAGUAACUGUGUGUUUACAGAAAGUGAAUAGACCAGAGUCAUUUUCAAUAUUAUUAUUACCACCUGUCACUUUGCCUCCUGCAACAGUGAAGCUUUACUGAUUUCAGAGGCAUCACUGGUAGAUUUGGAAAAACUAGAUCACCUGCAGGUUUAAAUGUUAACAUUAUACCAGCCUUCCCUUCCAAUGCAUAGUGAUCUUUAAACAUAGGAAAUUGGUGGAUACUAAACAAGUUGCUUUGGAGUGAGACAGUUUACUAUAUUUAUGUACUGUUCAGUCCAGAGCGAUGUACUAUGUAGGGAGUUCAACCAUAACCAAACCACAACAACAUUUGCCUCAAGGCGCUGUUUAUUGUACUCUAUAAUAAUAUAGACCGUACAAUAAUGGGGGGGGGGAGAGAUUCAGUUGAUCCCCUAUGAGCAAGUACUUGGUGACAAUAAGAAGGAAAAACUUCCUUUUAACAGGAAGAACCUCCAGCAAAACCAGGUUUAGGAAGCGGUAUGGUUAUUUAAAAAACAACAACAUUUAAACACUUCUAAAUGACCCAAUUAAUAUGUGCACAUUCCAGUGACAAUGCGAUGCAGUUUGCAUUUCGUUCAGUGAUGUUAGUAAAGGUACGGCAUAACACUUUGCAUAUAUAAACAUAUUUUGCCAGCAAAAAAUCUAAAAUGUCUGUCAAUAUCUGUAGUAUGAAUAAGGUGCCUGCUGUAAGCACAGCUGGAGUCCUGGUAUUUCAUGAUUACGUGCGACUGUGGGCAAACACAGUUACUGCACUUAAACACACAAUGUGUAUUCUUUCACUGCAGUUUCUUAUCAGUGAAGACCGAAUGAGCUAACAAGAAAUGGAGAUCAUAGGAAAAUGAAGUCCAGAAUCAAUAAUCGAUCUUGUUGAUGUCAGAAAUAAAAUAUGUUUGUGUGUUAGUGUUUAGUGUUGAAUCAGAGGAAACCUGAGCAUAGGGAAUAUUCAUUGGUACACUGGGUUGUACCUCACCUUAUACACUCUCUGUAUUAGGAGAGAAUUUUUUUUAUACAUAGAGCCCAGUUGUGGUGCUUCAGUCUUACCUCGUAUGUUGAACAGGUACUAUGUUUGUAAGAAAAAAAUGUACACCUGAGAAGUGAUGUAACCUUUUCAUAUACAGUAAGUGUUAAUACAAAUGUUUGCAUUAAAUUUAGUUUUUACAUAAAACAUUGAAUUCUUUGUGUCUGCUGUGAAUGAGAGCUGAAGCCAAACAGCAACCAAAACAUUGAAUCACUGAGCUGUUUGUUUCUCUUGUUCUGCAAACAAGCCGCAGUCAGCAUCACCUACAGCUGUAUUGACAGCUUGUUACCUGGAUCAUAAAAUACUUUAUGCUGCAGGGAAGAAUAAAAGCUGAUACCCCAAACCUCAAGACAUCAGUAACAUUAGUUUAUCACCUCUAUAAAUAUGAAAUGACUUUAACGAAAAUGUUCAAUGUGUUUCUUCCUUAAAGAAAAAGUUCUUGUUUGGGCCCCAGAUUUGGGCCUAAGGUGAAAGAACCUCUUGGUCUUCUUUCCAAAAUUAGCUAAAUCUGCGCUCGUUUCUAUCAGGCAGCCAGGAGUAAUCUUUGGCUCUGAUUUCACUUUGUACAUGUCAAACUUCUGGUUCACUCUUGUUUUUAAUCACUUGUAAAUUAUUGCCAAGUUAAGUCCCAUUGAGUCACGCUCUGAACUGGAAAUUAUUAUUCAUGUACUUAUUUCAUCACUGUAAUUGUAUUUUUACUUGUCUAAGCAAAAACAUCCUUGGAACAUCUGCAGGUUUCUCAGACCACUGCUGCGAGGCUUCUCACUACAUAUUCCAAGUUCUCAUGUCACACCAUUGCUCUGCCAGCUACACUGGCUUCCCAUUGAAUCGGAAUCUGCUUUUCACUUUUAGAGCUCUUCACCUUUACACCCCAU